AUGGCAUCUGUAGCUUGUGAACUCAUUUGGCUGAAAGCUUUAUUGCUUGAACUCGGUAUCUCACAUCCUUCUCCUAUCGUGUUGUACUGUGAUAAUCAAGCAGCCAUGCAUAUUGCUGCCAAUCCAGUAUUUCAUGAACGCACCAAACACAUUGAAGUGGAUUACCACUUCAUUAGAAAUCAAGUUCAAGCCAAGGUUAUGGAGACUGUGUAUACCCGGUCCUGUGAUCAAAUUGCCGAUCUCUUUACCAAGAUCCUUUCCUCUGCACAGUUUGAACGUCUUCUUUCCAAGCUUGGAUUAACCAAAAAAUGGGAGACUCUCCAAUUUGAUGACCUUAAAGUUCAAAGAAACGAGGUGCUUGCUGUAAACUGUCUAUGCCGAUUUAAGUAUCUCCUUGAUGAGUCAGUUAUAGUACCCAGUCCGAGGGAUACUGUUCUAAAAUUAGUUAGGAAGUUGAAUCCUGAUGUCUUUGUCCAAAGUGUUGUUAAUGGAUCCCAUCAUGCACCAUUCUUUGUUACACGCUUUCGAGCGGCACUAUACCACUUCUCUGCAUUGUUUGAUUUGUUGGAUGCUAAUAUUCUUCGCGAAGAUCAAAUGAGAUUGGGGUUUGAGAAAGAGUUGAUAGGACGUGAAGUUUUGAAUAUUGUUGCUUGUGAGGGCUCUAAAAGAAUAGUGAGGUCAGAAACAUAUCAGCAGUGGCAGAUUCGGAACAUGAGGGCUGGUUUCAGACAACUGCCAUUGGAUGGUGAAGUCAUGAAGAAUAUAAAUGAUAAGGUGGACUCGAGCAGCUGUUAUCUCCAUAUCACUGGCUCACUGCCCCAAGUUUGUGGAAAUGGAAGAGCAGCAACUGUUAUAGUUGUAGUUGUUGUAUUGUGGUACUGA
Molecule: messenger RNA, 882 nt
Organism: Argentina anserina (silverweed cinquefoil)
Lineage: Eukaryota; Viridiplantae; Streptophyta; Magnoliopsida; Rosales; Rosaceae
Product: scarecrow-like protein 14
Exons: 3
Coding region: 1-882 (293 amino acids)
Biological process (GO): regulation of DNA-templated transcription
Cellular component (GO): nucleus
Molecular function (GO): sequence-specific DNA binding; DNA-binding transcription factor activity
Source: RefSeq, a predicted model, not a curated record